This is a messenger RNA of Austrofundulus limnaeus, 7829 nucleotides long. It is a transcript of the gene crocc, whose product is annotated as ciliary rootlet coiled-coil, rootletin. Bases 231 to 6296 code for a protein of 2021 amino acids. NCBI's taxonomy places the organism in Eukaryota, Metazoa, Chordata, Actinopteri, Cyprinodontiformes, Rivulidae. The transcript has 37 exons. The record is from RefSeq and is a predicted model, not a curated record.
AGUGUCCUGGAGGAGACGACAAGACGGACGCGCUCAGCUCUUCUGCAGCCAGAAACUUUUCCUUGUCCUCUGCUAUAAGAAGCAACACAUAUUUAGGUUGUUUCUUUUUACCACCUGCUGGGACGAGGAGAUAAAUAAAAACACACAGAGGCUAUGCUUUAGCUCGUGAAGACAUUUUAUUUUCUCUGAGCUAAUCCUAUUUUCCCGGAGGGGUUUUAAAAAUAGCUGCCAUGAGCUCCGAGGAGACCUCAGACAGUGACUCCAACAAGCUGGAGUCUGUGAUCCAGCGGCUGGAGGAGAGCGUCCUGUCUGAGGAGAAGAGGCUGACGGUCCGAGGCCCCUCACCUGACGCCCCCCCUGCACGUCUGCCGGCGCGAGUGCGAGAGAUCGUCACGAAGAACCUCAACGACAGCUCCGGGGCCAUGUCCUCCUCGGUUCUGUCCCUCCAGGACGAGAACCAGGUGCUGCAGGGGGAGCUGGCCCGGCUGGAGGACCUGCUGGCGCACAGCCGUGCGGACCGGGACGAGCUCGCCAUCAAGUACGGAGCCAUCAGCGAGAGGCUGGAGCAGGCGCUGCGGUUUGAAACCGGAGAGGGUGACCUGGAUCCAGCUGAGUCCCGCAGCCUGGCUCAGCAGAACGUGGACCUGCGCCGCCGGCUGGACGAGGAACAGGCCGCCUACAAGCGCAAACUCACCGCCUACCAGGAGGGCCAGCAGAGGCAGGCGCAGCUCGUGCAGAAGCUUCAGGCCAAGGUGCUUCAGUACAAAAAGAGAUGUGGGGAUCUGGAGCAGACGCUGCAGGAGAAAUCUGCCCAGCUGGAGAAACACAGUGUGGCUGGUGGCAGUGAAACAUCAAACGGUCGUCAUGCAGAGGAAGUGAGCAGCAACCUGGAGGAGGCUUUAAUACAUCUGGAGGAAGAACAGCAGAGGAGCAGCAGCUUGUCUGCGGUGAACGCGAUGCUGCGAGAGCAGCUGGAGCAGGCCGGUUUGGCCAACGAGGCUCUCAGCCGGGACAUCCGCAGGCUCACUGCUGACUGGACGAAAGCCAGAGAGGAGCUGGAACAGAAGGAGUCGGACUGGAGGAGAGAAGAGGAGUCUUUUCACAGCUACUUCAGCAGCGAGCACAGUCGGCUGCUGAUCCUGUGGCGCCAGGUGGUCGGGUUCAGGAGYCACGUCGGUGAGAUGAAGAGCGCUACGGAAAGGGACUUGUCGGACAUGCGUAACGACCUGGCCCGGCUGUCCCACUCGGCUCAGACGUCCUGCGCCGGCCUGUCUGCUUCUCUGGAUGGGCGGGCGGGAGGCGCCGCUCUGGAGCGGGAAAAGGCCCUGAGGGUUCAGCUCGAGCAGCAGCUUCGAGACCGGGUGGUGGAGAUGAUGAACUUCCAGAGCAGGCUGGAUGCAGAGAGGAGCGAGCUGAGCCUCAGGUUGUCCGAUUCAACAGGAGACUGCGAGCGACUAAAGGUCCAAAUCGCAGAAAGAGAUGAGGAAGUUGUUUCUCUGAAGAGGAGGCUGGAGGAGCAGAGCAGCAGUGAUGAGACGGACCUGCAGCUGAUUCGAGCUCACUCUGAGGUCCUGCUGGACACCCUGCGGGACAUCGCUCAGACGGUCCUGUCAGAUGGGGAGUCGUCGUCAGAAGCCGAUCGGGACGACUCUGCGGCCCCGCUGCUGGCGCUGAUCCGGGACCCCUCCCCUCGCUGCUCCACGUCUCUGCGGAAACUGCCGUCCCCUCUUCAGUGCUCCUCGCCGUCUCCUCUCCCCGAUGCGGCCCUGUCCGCUCUCCGCUCGGCGGUCAAGAACAGGAUGCUCCAGCUGCAGGAUGUCCGAGGCCGUCUGCUCUCCGUUCAGUCUUCAGCGCAGCAGCUCCGAAAGCAGCUCUCCGAGUCCGAUUUGGCCAAAAGAGACGCCGAGCGGCAAAACCAAACACUGCAGCGGGAAAAGGAGGCGGCUCAGAGGGAGCAGGAGGCUGCUCAGAAGGAGAGGGAGCGUCUGAAGCAGGAGAAGGAGGUGUUACUCAGUGAGAAGGCGAACCUGGAGAACUCGGUUCAGGCGGCGGAGAGCAGCGCGCAGAUCCUGCAGAUGGAGCGGGAGAAGCUGCUGCUGGCUGUGGCAUCGGCUCAGCGGGAGCGGCACCGUGAGCGAGAGGAGAAGGAGGCCGCCGUUCAGGAGAGGGAGCGAGCGAAGGCCGAGGCUCAGAGGAUUCAGAAGCAGUGGGAUCAGAGCGAGAGUCGAGCCUCGGCUCAGCGUGGAGCGUUGUCUGCAGCGAGGGAGACGCUUCAGCAGGGGGAGGUGGAGAGGCAGCUGCUGGAGCAGGAGAAGGUCCAGCUGUCCCUGUCGCUGGCUCGGGCUGAAAGUAGCAACAAAGAGCUGUCGCUGCAGCUCAGCAGGCUGCAGUCGGAGGAGGUGGCUCUCAGAGACUCUCUGUCAAAGAUGGGCAACAUGAACGAGGCCCUGGCUCAGGACAAGGCUGCUCUCAACACCUACAUCCUCCAGCUGGAGGAGGAGAAGUCCCUCCUGCACGCUCAGAAACGCGAGGUGGAGCAGGAGAAGCUGACCAUCAGGGAUGAGCUGGUCCGGUUGGAGCAGGACCGGCUGGAGCUGGAGUCGGCUCGCGUGGCACUGCAGCAGUCGGUGCAGGACGCCGAGCUGAGCCGGACGGGGCUGGAGGCGGAGCUGCAAGGUCUCCGAGCCGAGAGGCUGAAGCUGCAGGAGAGGAUCACUCAGCUUUGCGGCGAGGUGACCUCUCUAGACUCGGAGUUGAGUCUGGCUCGAGGAGAGGGUCAGAGGAGCGAGGCGGCCCUGGAGGAGGCCAGCCGCAAUCGGGCUGAACUGUCCCGGGACAAAGCGGCGCUGCUGGUUCAGCUGACGGCGUCYGAGAGAGAAAACACGGCACUGUCGGAGGAGCUGGCUGCUUUCAGGUCCGAGCGGGAGUCCUUGGAGACCAGCGUGUUUGACGUGCAGCAGCAGCUCGCUCAGGUGGAGUCCCGCCGGGAGCAGCUGGAGAUGGAGAACCUUAACCUCAGCGUCCGCUGUGAGACGGCUGCAGCUGAGCUGAAGCGCGUUCGCUCAGAGGUGGAGGCGGCAGCGGCUCAGGCUGACAGGGACAAGCAGGCCCUGCUUCAGGCCCUGAACGCUGCGCAGCUGGAGGCCCAGCAGGCUUUCCAGAAGACCAUCUCCGAGCACCAGGAGGAGAUGGAGAGGCUGCUGUCUGAGAAGGAAGCCGUGUGCCACGCUUUGCGGACGGAGCAGGAGGCGGCUCUGAGGACGCUCAGGCAGGAGACGGAGGAGCAGCUCCACAGAGCGAAGAGGGAAAGAGAGGAGCUGGAGGAGGAGCUGAAGACUCUGCAGCACGACCGAGAUCAGUGUUUGCUGAAGGCUGAGACGGAGAAACAGCAGGCCCUGUCUCUGAAGGAGGUGGAGAAGGCGGUUUUGUCUGACAGAGUGUCCAGUCUGCAGGACGAGCUGUCGGCUGUGACCCUGGAGGCCGAGCGGACGGCCAGAGAAGCUGCUCUUUACAAAGAGCAGGAACAGAUCAGGGUUGGUGCUCUGAGCUCCCAGCUGCUGGAGCUCCAGUCUCAGCUGGACGACGCAGCUUCUGCUCACCAGAGGGAACUCCAGAGUUUACGGGAAACUUGCACCGAUCUUCGAUCUCGUGCCGACGUUGCUCACAAAGAGCUGGAGCAGUGCAGAGCUUCUCUCUCAGCUGCUGAGGAGAGUCAGGACCUCCUGAGGCGGGACUUGCUGGAGGCCGAACGUCGUCGGAGCCAGGCCCAGGACUCGUCUGAAACCUGCAGGAGGGAGGGCUCGGAUCUGCGUCGUAGCCUCAGUGACGUCACCAGGGAGAGAGACGCUCUCAGCCAAUCAAAUGCUCAGCUGAGGGAAGCUCUGCGCAGCGCAGAAACUGAGAGAAUCAGCGUGAAGCGGCUGUGCGAGGAGACGCAGCAGAAGCUGGCUGUACUGGAGGAGAACUUCUCGUCCUCUCAGAAGGAGGUGACGGAGCUGCGGAGCUGCCUGCGAGAGGUCGAGCGGUCACGCCUCGAGGCUCGCAGGGAGCUGCAGGAGCUCCGCAGACAGCUGAAAAUCCUGGAUGGAGAGAAGGAGCAGAGGAGCAGUGAGGUGACAGAGCUGCAGACCCGUCUGUCACUGGAGGAGCAGAGGGAGGAGGAGAGGAUGAAGGAAGUUUUUAUCCUCAAGCAGAAGCUCACUGAAGCUGAAGCAGCCAGAGACUCGCUGAAGAAAGAGCUUUCUGUGACGCAGAAACGUCUGAUGGAGUCGGAGGCGGGCUGGCGCAGCUGUGAGAAGGAGCUMACUGCGCAGCUGCAGGACCUGCGAGGCUGCGAGAAGAAGCUCCAGGACGAAGCCAAGAACCUGUCGCUGCGCGCCCGCUCGGCCCAAGAUGGUGCCGCCCAGUCCGACCUGCAGCUGAGCGAGGCGCAGGGUCGACUGGCUGCCACCGAGGCGGAGCUGACCCGAGCUGAGGCUGCCAAGAGGGACCUGGAGUUCCGCCUCGGCAGCCUGCAGUCUGCGCUGACACGAACACUGGGAAUCGGGGCAAGCGGCAGAGGGUGCAGGGGGCGGAGCCCGGGAGGGAGCUCCACGUCACUGGUUGGCGUGUCGCGCCACCACAGCAGCUCGCCACUGCGGUCCUCACUGACGCCUCCAAAAGAGUUCCGAGGGAGCACCCCUGACAACACCUUAGGCUCUGGAGCUGCGUCUCCUGAACGAGGCGGCACGCCGCUUCCUCUUCCUCACCCGGAGCUGGACUCCGACUCGCUGCGGAGCGGCCUCAGGGACUUCCUGCAGGAGCUGCGGGACGCUCAGAGGGACAGGGAUGAUGCUCGAUGCCAGCUGGGGGUUCUGCAGAGGGAGCUGGAGGAGCUGAAGGGGGAACGAGACUCUGCUCAGAGUCGCCUAUCUCAGCUACAGACCACCUUGCAGGAAAUCCAAGAAGGGAAGCGCGGACUGGAUGAGCGUCUGACCACCACCCAGAUCCUGCUGCAGCAGCAGGAGGAGGGGGUGAGGAGGGGGGACAGGGAGCGGAGAGCCCUCGCCGACAGGGUGAGGAGCUUAGAGCGAUCCCUGCAGACCUCAGAGAGCGAUAAGAAGCACACUCAGGAUCAGCUGAACAAGCAGCGUGCGGCUGAGGUGCGGCUGGACGCAGAAAGGAAGCGCCUGCGGGAGGCGCUGGAGGCGGCCGAAGCUCGGGCCACCAGGGUGGAGCUGGGGAGGCGCAGCCUGGAGGGGGAGCUGCAGAGGCUCAAACUGAGUCUGGGRGACAGGGAGGCUGAGAGCCGGGCUUCUCAGGAGCGUCACGACGCUCUGCUCAAACAGGUUGCUGAGGGCGAUGCUCGUGUUUCGGUGCUGCAGAGAGAGGUGGACCGGCUGAACCAGGCUCUGCUCCGAUGUCAGGAAGGAGAAUCUGCCGUCAGAGAGAAGGCCGUGUCUCUGAGUCAGACCCUGCAGGAGGUGACGGCCUCCCACGGCGGCACGCAGACUCGUAUGCUCACCCUGCAGAAGGCGCUGAGCUCGUCUGAACAGGACCGAAGGCUGCUGCAGGAACAAACGGAUGAAGCUCGAGCAGCAUUGGCAGAGACGAAGAGGAGCUUGGCGGCUCUCACCGAGCGCAUGCAGGACCUGCAGACUGAGCUGAGCCAGAGCGAGCAGCGGCGYGAGGAACUGGAGUCGGAGCUCAGCGCCUCUCAGGAGGCMCUGCGUCAGCGCUCGGCGAGUCUCGUGGAGGCGCAGCGCAGCGUUCAGUCCGCCCAGAUGGAGCGGGCCGCCGUGGAGGAGCGGCUGCGCGGCCUGCAGAGGGCCGUCGCCAUGCUGGAGACGGAGAAGAAAGAUGCGGAGAGGCAGGCGGUGAGGCUGGAGAAGGACAAGAACGCACUGAGGAGCACGCUGGACAAGGUGGAGCGUCAGAAGCUGAAGUCUGAGGAGGGCAGCAUGAGGCUGUCUGCAGAGAGAAGCCGCCUGGAUCGCUCCCUGAACACAGCGGAGCAGGAGCUGCAGGAGGCGCAGCAGCAGAUACUGAUGCUGCAGACGCAGCUGGCUGACACGGAGCACAGCCACGCUCUCUGUGAGGGUUUGGUGCGGCAGCGCGACGAGGCCCAGCGGGAGGCGGAGAGCCUGAGGAGCAGCCUCAGAGACGUGGAGCGAACGCUGGGCGUCAGAGAGCGAGCUCACCGACACCGAGUCAAAGGGCUGGAAGAGCAGGUUUCCACCCUGAAGGAGCAGCUGCAGCAGGAGAUCAAACGCUGGCAGCCCUCUCUUUCUCCCUCCUUACUGUCCAAAGGAAACUGAGAGGAAACCAUCAACUCUAACCAACAAACAGAACCUUGCAACUCUGCUGACUGGUUGUUCUUCGUCACUUUAACACCACCGUCGUUUCAAAAGGUGCUUUAUUGACAAUUUUGAACCGUACAAAAACAAUGAUGUGACUGCAGAUUAUUGAAAACACAUCUGUAACUAUCAGCUUCUUGACAAACCGUCUGCUCCGGUUCAAGAGAUAAAAUCAGGUCACAACAAAGUUUGGAUGUUUUCCUAUUUAAUUUUUAUUCUUCCUCACUCAGAGAAACUGACUGAAGGUUUUUAUUGUGACUGAAAACAAACAUAACAGUUUAUUUUAUUAGAAACAGAUUUUACCGAUGUUAAAAUGCUAUUUUAAAACUAAAACUGAUCACUUUUAUAAAAUGGCACCCUGACAGUAUGUAUUUUUAUUAGUUAAAAGGAUAGUUAAGGCCUUUUAUAGUGGAAUUCUGUGAAAAGGUUAAGCACAAUUAAUAUGUUACCUGUUGUAGAUGGACRUUUAAACAACUUUUAAACAAAUUUUGUCUUGAGGAAACCCUUGACUUUACUGUGUUGCGUAGCAUUGCUAAGAGUUAGCUGGGUGAUUUUAGCCAGGCGUUUCAAGUGGGAGUUUCUUGGAUGUGGGCCUGGUUUGGGCAAACAAUUUACUAUGUUGAUGAGGUUUGAAGAAGUCAUAAUGGUUUGGUUGGAUGAACAAGUGAUAAUUCAGAUCGUUAAUUUUGAAUGUGAACAAUAAUUUUAGUCAUAACUCAAAACAGGAAGGUGCUAGCCUCAUGAAAUUUAAAGUCAAUGAACUAUUUUUACAGUCAUUUUUUUGGGACUUUGUUCUGUUUUAGAUUAUAAAUAGACAGUCAAUAAGGUCAACAACAUGGAAAGAGUGGGAACCAAGAGUAGUCAACUCCUCAGACACUUGAGAUCGGAUCGGGCCAUUAUGUUAUCUCAGGAAAUGCUACAGCUAGCUGCUCUUUAUUGUGUUUGCAAGUGUGACGUUUGCAAAAGAUCAGAAUCUUUUGAACGCUUUCUUACAAUGAACUAUAAGUAAAGAGCCAUUUGUGGUUUUAUUUUKUUUUUAUUUUUCCCCCAAUUGCUCCUCUUUCACGUUUUCACAGAAAACAGGCAAAGCGGUGGAGUACAGCAGCACAGGGGAAAUGGUACCAGCCAGUCAUCACAUACGCCAUAUAUGAUCAUGAUAUGACCCGUUUAAAAUCAAACAGCUCUAGGAAACAAACGCCAGAGUAAAUGUUUGAGACUGGAGUUGUUUUCAGAUGGCAGUAAUAAAAAAUAUUUUCACUUUGAGUUGUUGGCUCAAUCUGGUGAGAAUUCAACAUUUUCCAACUCAGACUGCAUAAGGAGCUCCAUCUAUAUCCAUUUCACAGAAUAUUACUUUAAAGGGUUUGUACUACCCCUUUAAUAUGAGAUGUAAAUAUGUAUUUUUAUUAUACAGUAUGAACACUAACAGACAUCCGUGUCACUUGUGUUGAAGAUAAACCAAGUUUGUUGGAGAAUAAAAUGACGUCUUGCUCAUAA